AUGGACAACUUCUUUGUUCACACUGCCCAGAGCAGGCCAGAUCUUUGGAAGUCCCUCGAAGAUCCAACACAUCCACUGAAUGCUGCCUGGCCACUUUUCCUUGACCAAGACAUAUACCUCCAGCACUACUGCUGCCCACUGAGCAAGAUCGAAGCAUUUGCUUGUUUCCAAUACGCCAUUGUCCAGAUAGAUGACUACGAUCAAGAGCAUAUCAUCGCCUGUGGACGUUCUCUUCCAUUCUACUGGCCCGAAUUAGCCAAAGUCGGGGGCAAAAUAGGCCUCGCUCAGCACCCAAAAGUGCUACAUACCCUCCCAGACGAAGGUUAUGAUGCCAUCCUCUCACGAGCUUUUGAACAAUAUUAUGCCCGAGAAGGCAUUUUCCAAGAUACAGACAGGCCAACCUCGUUCAACGAUCCCCCCGCAGCCAGAACCGAACCACCCAACGCACUGUCCGCCAUUUCCAUCACCGUUUCCCCAGAAUACCGCUCUCGGAGCUUAGCAGAAGCUCUUAUCCUGGCUAUGAAACAAGCAGCCAUCGAGCGCAACUGUGACGCAAUGGUAGUACCGCAACGGCCGACACGGAAAUCUGAAUUCCCAACGACAGAUAUGAUCGAUUACAUAUUAUGGCCGGCGACGACAGUUGCAACCCACUCUCCUGGUACGACAGUUCGAAAACCAGACUCUAACCUCCCAUUUGACCCGUGGCUACGCAAGCAUGCUCGGCUGGGGCCCAAGGUGAUCAAGGUCGCGCGGAGAAGUAUGCGUGUAGAGGGCAGUGUGGAAGAGUGGCAACAGUGGACGGGGGUCAAUAUCCCGCAGACUGCACGACAAGGCACUCAAAUGAAGAUAGGAACAUAG
This is a messenger RNA of Aspergillus oryzae RIB40, 858 nucleotides long. RefSeq lists its product as uncharacterized. The coding region runs from base 1 to 858 and encodes 285 amino acids. NCBI's taxonomy places the organism in Eukaryota, Fungi, Ascomycota, Eurotiomycetes, Eurotiales, Aspergillaceae. The transcript is spliced from 2 exons. The record is from RefSeq and is a predicted model, not a curated record.